Saccostrea cuccullata (small rock oyster) is the source of this 1249-nucleotide messenger RNA. Its product is annotated as carbohydrate sulfotransferase 11-like. NCBI's taxonomy places the organism in Eukaryota, Metazoa, Mollusca, Bivalvia, Ostreida, Ostreidae. Gene Ontology annotation, cellular component: membrane. The coding region runs from base 60 to 1235 and encodes 391 amino acids. Gene Ontology annotation, molecular function: sulfotransferase activity. The transcript has 2 exons. Gene Ontology annotation, biological process: carbohydrate biosynthetic process. The record is from RefSeq and is a predicted model, not a curated record.
UUGGAGAGUUUUAUAAAAAUGGAGCAACUGUAAAAGAAAGGGAUUUGUCGAUUCGCAACAUGUCUGACUUUUUCAUAGAAGAAAUUCCUAACAUGCAAAACAGCCACAGAAAUAUUUCUUACAAAAUCUUGACACCCCCUAGAAAAAUAAAUGAAUUAUACCUUAUAAAACGAUUGCAGAAAUACAGAGAAUCAUGCAAGGGAAGAGAAUUCAAUUUUGGAAAUGAACCACUGUAUACCAUGAAGUCCCAUUUUAAAAUGAGUACGUCUCAUCACAUCUUAUACUGCAGUGUUGAAAAAGCUGGCUCAACUUUCUGGAAGAGGGUGCUUCAGAUGUUGGAUUCAACAAACAUAGAUAGUCCAUUUCAAAUCCUGCCAUUGCAUGUCAACGAUAGAGGACAGUCUUUCUAUGAACACAGAGUUUACAAUGUGUUGGCUGCAUUAAGAACAAAUUUCGUAUUCAUGUUUGCAAGAAAUCCUUUCAACAGACUCCUAUCGGGGUAUUUAGACAAAGUAUAUACAGCAAACCCUUUUUACUGGAACCUUUUUGGGGAGCAGAUAAGACACCACAAAAGAAAUUCCAUGUCCUGUCAUAGCAACAUCACUUUCCAAGAAAUUGUGGAAUACGUCAUCAAAGCGGAAGGAAAGUUCAUAAAGAAAAGAGAUCCACAUUUCAUGGCAAUGUUUGACAAAUGCAAACCUUGUCAAAUUCCCUAUGAUUUUAUUGGGAAAAUGGAAACAUUCGAGAGUGAUGUUCAGUUUUUGAUGAAAACUUGGAAUAUUUCUAAAUUCAGAGGAAUAGCUAUGAAACAGAAUGUUGUUGAUGAUAUAUUUCUUGAUGUCGCAACCUCUUUAGAAGACCGAAGACAGCUGAUAUUGAAAUGUAUUUCACUGCAUGAAGCCUACCGCAGAUCAUGGAAACAUAUGCAAAUCAAAGGACUCAUCAGCGACAAACAAACGUAUCCAUUCAAUGAAAUAGAGUCUGCAAACAUUACCCCUAUCCGGCUAAUUAAAGUUAUGAAAUUAGCUCACUUAAACUCUGACCCCAAAGAGCUUAUGAGACAGAAAGCAAAAUAUUUUAACAAUAUCUAUAGAACAGUACCUCAGAAAACUCUAAGGAUGCUUACUGAAGCUCUAAGACCUGAUUUUCAUAUUUUUGAUUAUAAUCCUUUUCCCAAGGCUAUAUUUAACGAAAGAAAACGUCAGCUUAAUCAUUCAGAUAUAUUUAAUUUUUGAACACAAAGAAUGCG